This is a messenger RNA of Cladophialophora carrionii CBS 160.54, 3036 nucleotides long. RefSeq lists its product as uncharacterized. The transcript has a single exon. Gene Ontology annotation, biological process: DNA-templated transcription; regulation of DNA-templated transcription. NCBI's taxonomy places the organism in Eukaryota, Fungi, Ascomycota, Eurotiomycetes, Chaetothyriales, Herpotrichiellaceae. Gene Ontology annotation, molecular function: DNA binding; DNA-binding transcription factor activity, RNA polymerase II-specific; zinc ion binding. The record is from RefSeq and is a predicted model, not a curated record. Bases 1 to 3036 code for a protein of 1011 amino acids.
AUGAAGGACAAUACAGGAGGACGGCCUGCUGAAAGGUCUGCAGCCUGUUCGACAUGCGGCAAGACCUUCGCACGGUCUGACACGCUGCUUCGUCAUGAGAAGAGCCAUCAUUCAAGUGUUGACCGCGGCCCUGUCCAUCGAGUGACGAAUGGGACGUUUCGAGCGUGCCGUGCUUGCGCGACUGCGAGAUCAAGAUGCUCUGGUGGAUCGCCUUGCGGUAGAUGCAAUGUUCGCAGUCUCGAAUGUGUCUACCCUAACAAACGCCGCAAGAUGCCCUCCUCCGCCGACGAGGGGGGCAACAACGAGCAAAAUCCAGGGCAGCAUCUUGUCGGGCAGUUCAGUGAGAUAUCCUUCGCUCCAGAUGGUGCAUCCCAGCUGCGGCCAGACUCUGGAACCCACACUGGCACAUCCGCGACGCUACCAGGGCAAAUGCAAGCAGGGUCGAGCUUGUUGUCAAUCCUGUCGCCCGAUCGCACUGACCGGGAAUCAGGAGUUCAACCUGGAGAAGAGUCAGUGGGUCUUGACACCAUACCUCCUUCGUCGCAGGGCAUGCAGAACGACCAUUACGGCUACAACGCAAUGGUUCCUUCUCACCAUGCAGAAUUUGCCGGAGCCCGGAGCACGUUCGAUUACAGUCCAUUCGAUGAACCUUUGAAUUGGAUCCCCCCAAGCAUAUAUCCAUCUCCGUACGACGCCGAGCUUGAGCAAGACUUCUCAUUUAUCCUCCCUACACUAGAAGAGACGCCAAAUUUCGACAGCGAAUAUGGCUUGACAGUGCCUGUCGAUUCCAGCACCCACACGUAUCACAUUCCGUCAAACACGUCGCUCCACGCGAGUGAUGCACAAAACGUUCCACUUUCUCUAGCAGUGUUUGGGCAAAGCCCUGCAUCCUCGGCAAGCGACGGUAUAUAUCACUCCCAAUCGAUGAAUAGCAUCUCCACGAAUUCAGACUUGAAGCGCAAGAAGAGGAAAUCAUCCAUGGUGCUUGAUACCUUUGCUCAUCCACGGAAGCAAAAGUCUCAGUAUGCCUUUCCAGAGUCAAUGGACUCAUGGAGCUCAAUGUCCUCCGAGGUCGCCCCAGAGUAUUGCUCGGCGAAAACGCAUGAAAUGGUCUCAGGAUAUUUCCACCAGAUGUGCUUGCAGACCACUAUGCCACCACCAUUUCAAUCACCUGCUUUCCCGCCUGCAACGGUAUUCAACACGUGCAUUGCCCUCUACUUUGGAAACUUCCAGGACAAUUUGCCUCUAAUACACCGACCUUCUUUCGGGCCCGAGACACAUUGGAUAGUUGUUCUUGCAGUCGCGACGAUCGGGAGCACCUUCGCAAAGGCCACAUAUGCUUCCGACAUCCAAGACGCGUUUCAGGAAUUCUUACGUCGGGCGGUCGAACGCCAUUCAGACGGUUUACCCGAUGCUUCCCUUGAGCUCUCAAUUGCACAAGCACGUAUCUUGAAUCUGAUCGGUCUUGUGCAGUCAGAGCGCGAGCAGCUUAGGGCGCUAGCGCCGCGUUACCACGCAGACCUGUCACGCUGGUGCCUGGAGUCUGGAGUCCUGCAGCUAUCAGCGACCGGUGCUAGCCAAGCGACCUCCGAGGCCUUUGACAACGUGUCACAGCGCUGGCGGGUAUGGAUCAAAGCCGAGUCCUUGCGUCGAAUCGGUUAUCUCUGUUGGAUGCUAGAUUGCGCGCUGGGCUACAUGGCAAACGCUCGACCGCUCUGUAAUAUGGACGACGCAAGGACACCUUUACCAUGUCCUGAAACCCCCUGGAAUGCCUCGAGCGCAGAAACCUGGGCUACUAUUGCACAUGACAUACCCGAGACACCAUCGCUCUGUGUUGCGCUCGAAAAUUUAUACAAUAGCAAGAAGGUGGAACCCUCUUACAGUGACUUGUCGCAAGUUCUGAUCAUCCACGCACUCUAUCAGCGCACUUGGGAAGUGGGAACUCAUAUCAAGCAGCCGCUUAGCGAAUGGGUUCCUACUGGGAAAGCCAGGGGUUUCUUGAACACACCAUCCAAGGACAACUUUUGGCUUCCACUUUACCCACUCUACGCCAAUUGGCGCAAUAGCGCGUGCGACUGUCUCGACGUCAUCCACUGGCAGGCCUCGAGCGUGGUUGCGAAGGCAUCGGGCAUAGAGCAUCCUCUCAUCCUCCAUCUUCAUCUUGCACGGAUUGUGCUCCUCACGCCGUUUCAAGAGAUUCAGGAUUUGCUGUUCUCCCUUGUCGGCAAAGUUGGCAACUCUCCAAAGGCAUCCUUCUACGUCCAUGACGGUAGCUAUCAACCCCGAAACAGCGCAAAGCUGCCUCAGAUCCGUAAGAUCACGUGGCGAUGGCUGCGGGAGGACCAGCACAAAGCCCGUCUGGCAAUGGUUCACGCCGGUUCGGUGUUCUGGUAUGUCCGGCGAUACUCUGCAAUGAGCUUCUUCGAGCCCUUGGCCGUUUACCUGGCGAGCUUAAGCUUGUGGACCUAUGCCUCGUACAAGUCUGCUGCCUUGGAUCGUGAUGCAGCCGCGGCCAACAACAGGCCCGAGGGCGGUCCCAGUGGCCCAGAUGCAAGUGCUCCUGUACAGCCAUCUCGUAUGGAAAGGAAGGAGCAUCCCAUCAAAUUCAUGAGCAAGGCGGCCAAUCGGCCUGACAGUGUGUCCACCUCAACAAUGACCCCAUCUAGCUCCGCGCUGUCGCACUCUGGGACUGAUGCCACGCCGGCCAAGAAGGAGGGUACAGCGGCGUCUCCCCCGGCACCCAUCCCUGAGUCUGCGAGUGACGACGAUGAUGAUGCAUCGUCAUCAUCCUCCGACGAACAACCCGAAUUCAUCCACUUAGACCGACCGUGUGACGAUGAGAUGGUGCAACAUUUCGUUCGCAACGGCCACAACAUGUCCGGCCACAUGACCAACGUGGGGGACAUCUGCACAACUCCACACAAGGUCUUGCUUGAAGGGGCUAAAUUGCUGAGAACAAAGUUGGCAUGUUGGGGCGUCAGUCGAGAGUACUACGAUAUAUUGAUGAAGUUGGCGGAACUCAGAAAAGCGACUUGA